AUGGCACUUUCCGUUUCUUUCUCCUUCGGCUCGUUUACUUCACAGCGCAGGUUGGGAGGUACAUACAGCUCCCGGCACUUCUACACCGGCUACUCCACAACACCGCAUCGUGUCACACACACAUCACAGCACGCCGUCACCCUCAUAGCCAGCUCCUUCCUACUCAAUGUGCCCGCAUUCACGAAGCAACAAAGCACAAAUGUUGCUGGUGCGCUAGCCCCACUCACCUAUACAUUGGCACUGCGCCAGCCGAGAUCGAACAAGCCUACGAGGGAUCUUCCUUCCACCUUCCUGCUUCUAGGUCGCAGGUCGGGCAAGUUUUUGGAACAGGUUAAUUCCAUAAAACUAGGCAGGAAAACCCAUGAAGAAAUCGCUACCCGAAGUUCUUGUGGAGACCAUAGCACAGAAUGGGUGGUGCGUGAGGAUGCGUGGUUCUCGACUAUGCGCACACCCAUCCCCCCACCUCCAGCUCUACCUCAACGCUUUUGCCCUCCCACGGGGCAGCGGACUACAACUCUCGCCGUCGAACCUUCUGCUGCUCUCAAGCCCCAGGCGGGAUGGAUGGGCAGUGAGAACCGGCGUCGAGGACAGACAACGUGCCUGCACUGGCAUCAUCAUGGACGAGCACCCGAGACUGGGUAA
Molecule: messenger RNA, 642 nt
Organism: Hypoxylon fragiforme
Lineage: Eukaryota; Fungi; Ascomycota; Sordariomycetes; Xylariales; Hypoxylaceae
Exons: 3
Coding region: 1-642 (213 amino acids)
Source: RefSeq, a predicted model, not a curated record